AUUUGGAAACAGCCGGAGCCGAUCUGAUCAUUACCUCUACUACCCUACCAAAACCAUUUACCCAAUGCGGCCAAUUCACAGUCAUCGCUGGGUCGCAAAUUGACCCGUAUAAGCAGUAGAAGUGCGUACUAGGACUCGACCGUCAUCUUCUGGAACCUCGUGUAGGUCGACUGGAGUGUAGGUAACCCCAAACCAACUGAUUAUCCACGCAUUCAUGUGGGAUCAAGUUAAAUGCAACGCCCCCAAAAAUGCAACGAGGCUGAACGCACACACCGUCAUUUCCCUGUCGAUCCAAAGUUUGACAUCUGUCGUCGAGAAAACAAACGUCGCACCAACGCGACCAGAUCGUCGUUAAUGUCGGUCCAUGAUCUAUGGCGGAGGCGAGCCAUGCUGACAGAGAUUGCAACACGUUCCGACGAGCAACGUAAGUCACGCCGUCACAUGGAACAAAAAGUCUGCCGGCGCAGGCAGGGCCGGCGCCUUGCUACGGACUGGCCAACUGGCGCUAAUCACAUCGUGAGAGUACAUGUCCCUGAGUACCUAGGUAGGCACUUGAAUCUAGCCGAGACGCCUACCUCCUUCCACUGUUUAUCAGCCGUACUACGUAAUGUCAUUUUCGUCUUCUUCAGAACCUCAAGGCUUGCUGUGUCCACGCCGGAGAACCCCUGGCUGGCCUGCGACGUGCGCCUCCCCGACCCUCUCCAUAUCGGCACGUUGCUGUUGCAUGCCAGACUCAGGGGUAUACUCCUUCCCGAACUGAAGACUUCUGGUUCGGGCCAUGACUCGGUCCGACACUGGCACGACCGUCGCCUCUCAUUUCUUCGUCGUACAAUCCAUAGCCCUAAGCAGGAAGAGGUCGUUUCGGCAGCCGGCCGUUGAUGGCAGGAGAGGCACAUGCAUUUGUUCUUGCGAUGGUUGAGUGUUGCGAAUCGAUAUGUUGAUUGACACCAUGUUACGCCGGCAGAAAAGGGAGAGUUCGGGUCAUCGAGAUAUGGAGUUAUCUGUUGUCAUUGUCUCUAUCCUUCUCUUUCUCCCUAUGCGCGUCCCCAUUUCCACAGCUUCAACAC
Molecule: messenger RNA, 1067 nt
Organism: Neurospora hispaniola
Lineage: Eukaryota; Fungi; Ascomycota; Sordariomycetes; Sordariales; Sordariaceae
Exons: 1
Coding region: 232-879 (215 amino acids)
Source: RefSeq, a predicted model, not a curated record